Molecule: messenger RNA, 1405 nt
Organism: Papaver somniferum (opium poppy)
Lineage: Eukaryota; Viridiplantae; Streptophyta; Magnoliopsida; Ranunculales; Papaveraceae
Product: tubulin-folding cofactor C-like
Exons: 1
Coding region: 89-1171 (360 amino acids)
Biological process (GO): post-chaperonin tubulin folding pathway; tubulin complex assembly
Cellular component (GO): cytoplasm
Molecular function (GO): tubulin binding
Source: RefSeq, a predicted model, not a curated record
UAUUUUUUUCGUUCCAAGAGGAGUGCAAGAACGAGUGAGAGAGGAGAAAACGAAGGAGACAAAGAUUAGUGCACAAAUCGACAACUCCAUGGAAGAAAAUCAGUCAAACAACCCAGCAGAUAAACCCCAAGAUACAAUUGCUCAAAAGAAACAUGCUGCGAUGAUUGAACGCCUCUCGAAUCUCCACCAAUCUCGUCUUCAACAAGCUGUCUCACGUAAGUCUGAUUCAAACGAUUUACCUGCUUUUGAAUCCACUAAAUCAUUUACAGAUCGAUUUUAUGAAUCUAAAAAAUCAAUCGAAACUGAAAUCAACCGAUGCCGUCUUGUUACUGAUUCAGAAUCAAAAGCUAAUCUGAAAUCCGAUCUUGACCAACUAUCGAUUUCGAUUUCUGAGCUUGAGAAACUAGUUGCAGAAAACUCAUACUUCUUGCCUUCUUAUGAAGUGCGGGCGUCUCUUAAAACUAUAUCUGAUUUGAAAGCAACAUUAGAGAGUGUUAAUUAUGAGUUAUUACCUAAGAAGAAAUUCUCAUUUAGGAAUAAAUCUACUGCUGCGAAGAAAGAUCAGGGUAAUGUGGUUACAAUUGAGAAUGAAAACAGUGGGUUUGAUUCGGUUUUAGCUGAAAAAUGUAGUAUUCAAGUUCGGGAUUCUCCUGGGUUUCGUAACAAAGAGGGAGUCAUUUUGGUGAAAAGCUUUGGGAGUUCAAAAGAAGGAGAUUUCACUCUCUCGGACUUAAAUUCGUGUGAGGUGAGGGUAACUGGUUGUUUUAGAGCACUUUACGUUCAUAGAUUGAGGAAUUGUCGUGUUUACGUAGGACCUGUUAUGGGGUCGAUUCUUAUUGAACAAGCUGAGGAUUGCUUGUUUAUGAUGGCGUCUCAUCAAAUGAGGAUUCAUCAUGCUAAGAAGACAGAUUUUUAUCUGCGGGUUCGGAGUAGACCAAUAAUUGAGGAUUGCAAUAGUGUGAGGUUUGCUCCUUAUUUGUUGCGUUAUGAAGGAAUUGAUAAAGACCUUAAAGAUUCAAGUCUUGAUGAAGAGACUGGAAAUUGGGCAAAUGUGGAUGAUUUCAAAUGGUUGAGAGCUGUGCAAUCGCCUAACUGGUCCAUCUUACCUGAGGAAGAACGUGUUAGUGCGGUGAAUAUUUCAAAUCUGGAAACACCAAGUGAUGACAUUUAGGAUUUUUUGCUAAUCCUGCUGACUAUGUAGCAAGGUGAGGAUUUCAGAACUUCAGAUGGCAAGUAGUUUGAAGGCAACUAAGAAACCUGGGUAUUUUUUAUUUUCAUUGUGUUAAGAAUUUUAAAGUUAAUCAAUAUUGGACACAGUUUGACGAUCUUUAACACAUAGAUGUGUUGUUUGAUGUAAUCUGUGUUUUAUACGCAAAUCUCAGUUCAAGCAAAAAAUGAAUUAAUA